Molecule: messenger RNA, 946 nt
Organism: Folsomia candida
Lineage: Eukaryota; Metazoa; Arthropoda; Collembola; Entomobryomorpha; Isotomidae
Product: protein obstructor-E
Exons: 5
Coding region: 27-824 (265 amino acids)
Cellular component (GO): extracellular region
Molecular function (GO): chitin binding
Source: RefSeq, a predicted model, not a curated record
CGAUGACGCCACAAACAAAGUAAUAAAUGCGGUGGAAGAUUGCAGUCCUACCACAGUUUGUGACCAUCAUCCUUUCAUUCAAAGUGGACUUAGAUCUUCAAGUGCUCAUCAUGAAUUUCAAUUCCAUAAAUCUCGGAUUACUUCUCUGUGCUGCUCUAGUCUCAUCCCAAAAAAGUUGCCCCCAACCGGACGGAUACUUUGCGGAUCCUGCGCAAUGUGACGCUUAUACGGAAUGCAAGGACGGCGUUGCGGAGCAGGCCCUUUGUCCAGAAGGGUUAAUGUUUAACGACAAGUUGACCGAGUUUCCGAGAUAUCCAUGCUCAUACCCUCAGGAGGUCGAUUGUGGGGGACGAUCAAGAACGCAACCCAGCCAAUCCUCGGCAGAUUGUCCCCACCAAUACGGAAUGUUCCGCUCCUCCUCGUCUUGCGAAGGGUCAUUUUUAAACUGCGUCGCAGGGAAAGCAAUUCCUCAUGAAUGUCCUGAAGGUCUCGCGUUCAACGAAGCGAAACUCCAAUGCGAUUGGCCAGAUCAAGUUCAAGGGUGCGAUACGGCUUCUUUCCUGAGGUUUAGCUGUCCAGGAUUGAGAGUGGAAGCCGACUUGGGGCACCCAAGAUAUUCAGAUCCUUCAGACUGUAGAAAAUUCUUUGUUUGCGUGGAGAACACAAAGCCAAGGGCACACAGUUGCGCCGUUGGAUAUGUAUUCAAUCCGGAUCUUGGUGUCUGUGAUGAACCACAAAAUGUCCAAGGAUGCUCGAAUUAUUACCCGAAGGAGGUCUUGGAUGCAAUUCAGGCAUUAAGGAAAUUUGAUAAUAAGCUACUGUAGUGCAUGUCGAUGUACAUUUGUAUACGUGACAUCAAAUUUUGUGAUUGCACAAUUUAAACGGAAAUAAUAUGCAUGUACACAAUUUACAAGAAAAUAAAUAAAUGGGCUUACUAAAAUUUCAA